Protopolystoma xenopodis is the source of this 814-nucleotide messenger RNA. The record is from the annotation of a GenBank genome assembly. NCBI's taxonomy places the organism in Eukaryota, Metazoa, Platyhelminthes, Monogenea, Polystomatidea, Polystomatidae.
AAUCCCACACCUGGCCAAUUCCACCGUUCUUAUUGCUGGACACAAUGAGACAGUAUCCAGAUCUUCAGUCGGGAUCAAUGGACUAUCAAAUCGCGAAAGGAAAAGUGACUCUAACUCUGACGAUAGCAAAAGUUUCGGAGAUGACGAGACAGAUCAAAGUAGCAACGACUUCAGCAAGAGCCACUCAAGCCACACAACCGGGAGCCAUGAGCGGUUUGAUCGAGUACGACGAACCAUCCACGGACAUGGAGAUUCACCAUCAGUGCCGCCCGAAGCUGGUCGAUUAGAUUGGGUGAUCAAGAGGCGUUCAGUCAAGUCACAUUCAGUAUUUAAUACUAUAGAGGUGGUCUGCAACGCAUGGUUUACUUUUGAGAUUUUUGUUCGAUUUCUAGUCACGCAUUCAAGAAUGGAAUUUAUCAAAUCUCCAGUCAACGUGAUUGACAUGCUAGCACUUAUCUCUUUUUUUGUCGACCUUCUGCUCACUCAAAUAGUUGCUGAUGAGACAAGCUAUGAAGUGCUUGAGUUUUUCUCAAUAGUGCGUAUAAUGCGGUUAUUCAAGCUAACCCGGCACAUAUCAGGCCUCAAGAUUCUAAUCCACACAUUCAAAGCUAGUCUGAAGGAAUUAAUUCUUCUAGUCUUUUUCCUAAUAGUUUUUAUUGUCAUUUUUGCUGCUCUGAUGUACUAUGCCGAGAGAUUUCAGUACAAUCCCAACAAUGACUUUGAAUCAAUUCCUGUUGGUCUCUGGUGGGCAAUAGUCACAAUGACCACUGUUGGAUAUGGCGAUUUCGUUCCCAAAACGUACCUAGAACAAUAA